This is a messenger RNA of Neurospora tetraspora, 1362 nucleotides long. RefSeq lists its product as uncharacterized. The transcript has 3 exons. The record is from RefSeq and is a predicted model, not a curated record. Lineage: Eukaryota; Fungi; Ascomycota; Sordariomycetes; Sordariales; Sordariaceae. Bases 155 to 1276 code for a protein of 373 amino acids.
CUGCACCCACGCACCGAUGACGACACUGGACAAGACGACCGUGAAUGGCCCGAACUCAAAUCACAACAACAAACAAACAAACACUUUGAUACCCCAAUUACCUUUUGACACUAUACCCCCAACACACACCUAACACAUAAGAACAUCAUCCAAUAUGUCCGGCAUCAUCAACAAGAUCAAGGAGGCUGUCCACAGCGACAACUCUGCUCAUCACGGCGCUCCUGAAGGCACUGCCGGCCCCCACAACUCCCACGUUGCCAAUGCUGCCGACCCUCGUGUAGACUCCGACAUGGACGGCUCCCACCGCAAGGUUGCCGGCCACGGCGAGCACGGCAGUGGUCACGCCGCUUACGGCGGUGGCCACCCCGAGGCCUACACUCUCGGCGGUAACCCUACCGGUACCCACGCCGGCACUCACACUGGCACUCACACCAGCAACACACAUGGCACUUCCGAGGGCGCCUAUGGCCCCCACGGCUCUCGUGCUGCCAACGCUCUCGACCCCCGUGUUGACUCCGAUCGUGAUGGUUCCCACAACACCGGCUACAACACUCACAGCACCGGCAACACCUUUGGCUCUACCGGUACCCACGGUACCUACACCACUGGUAACACCUUCGGCUCUUCCAACACUCACGGUACCUCCGAGGGUGCCUACAGUCCUCACGGCUCCCGUGCCGCCAACGCUCUCGACCCCCGCGUCGACUCUGACCGUGACGGCUCCAGGACCGCUGGCAACACCACUGGCACUCACAACACCGGUACCUUUGGCACCAUUGGCACCCACGACCGCCAGAACCACCCCUUCAGCUCUAACACCCACUCUAACGCUGCUGGCUCCGGCCACACCGGUGUGACCGGCACCCACGGUGCUCCCACUGGUACCCACGGUCCCCAUGAUAGCCGCGCUGCCAACGCUGUUGACCCCCGUGUCGACUCCGACCGUGAUGGCCGUGCCAAUCUCGGCCACCACUCCGGCCCUGGCCCCGCCCCCAACACUGCCGGCCCUCACAGCUCCGACAUGGCCAACAAGCUCGACCCCCGCGUCGACUCUGACCUCGAUGGCAGCAAGACCGUCGGCGGUAACAAGACCUACCAACAACAACCUCACACUUCCAACCUCGCCCACAAGGAUCCCACAGACGCUGCUCAGGUCCCUCCCUCUGUUCUCCGCAAGAGCGUUGGCGAGCCCGUCAUCGAGCACGCUGACCACGGACACCACCGCGAGAGGAGGAACAGCAUCAAGACCCACCAGGAGACUUAUAGCGGCAUUUAAUCUGUUGGUGUCUGGCUAAAAGUUAAACUCCGGUGGCGUUUAUGGCUUGAUGGCUUUCACGACUUUUAUGACUCUUGUUACUUUCC